AUGAGACAAGGAUCAUCAUGCUCUGAACAAGUCUGCUUCGACUUGUUGAAUCAGUUCGAGCAUAUUCUUGAAUCUGACCCUCUCAUUGAUGAAGUUGGGUUUAUUCACCCGUCACAGUUCAUGGUGCUGGAUAAAGAAGCAGGAUCCUCCACGUCAACAAGUUUUUGGAAUCAAGAUCAUAAACUGGGAAUAUCAACAGAUAUACUUAUCCAGUUAUGUAAAGAUGCAAAACAUGCCUUCCUGUCUGCCUUUAAGGAGUACAAAUCUCAUGUGGGGGUCUGUUGUUCCCUUGCGAGCAAAGUCAUGAAACAUAGCCAAGCUCUGUUGCUCUUAAGCUCAGACUUUGGAACUGCAUGGAACGCCAGGAAGUUGAUCUUGUCGAAACAAGAUCAACCCUUGGAGGCAUUCACGGAAGAACUUUGUCUUUCUAGGCUCGUUCUUUCUAAUUGUCCAAAGAGUGAGCCAACAUGGAGUCACAGAAGAUGGAUACUUAAGAUGAUUUCUCGGAGUUUUUCCUCACCACAACUCCAAGAGAUUAUCAACAAAGAGUCUGAGCUAGUGGAAUCAAUAGGCGAGGUUUAUAGAUCAGUUUUGUGCUUUAUAUAUAAUGAAGAGAUCAAAGAUGAACUAUCGUGCAUGGUAUCACCGUUGCUGGUUGGUUUCCUACAUGACAACCGAGCAGGUACUACAAGAGUUGCAUAA
Molecule: messenger RNA, 702 nt
Organism: Eruca vesicaria subsp. sativa (arugula)
Lineage: Eukaryota; Viridiplantae; Streptophyta; Magnoliopsida; Brassicales; Brassicaceae
Source: the annotation of a GenBank genome assembly